GUAACCAACUGCCCCAGUGAGGUACUUAGCUUAUAUAGGUGAGUACAUGUAUUGACUUGAACCCGAGGAUGCGGGUAGCGUGAAACUAGUAGAAGCUACUCGGUUGACAAUGGCCCGGCAUAUGGAGAAAGCACGACAUCGAUAAAUACCUAAUAGGCUCUCCCCGGGACGCACCCCGCAUGCCCCGUCCCCGCCGUUACACGGCUUAUUAAAUGUGCGGUCGUUAAGACUUUCCAUAACUUCGUUUUCUUUAUUACGUAGCUAUUUUUAUUUACUUUCUCUCUGUAUGCUAAAAAUCCUGACUACUAGACUUGCUACUCUCAUUCGUAUAUACUCUUCCCAGCUUAGAAGAUACAUCGUCCCCUCCAACAACACCAUGAAGCUCCUCUACCCCACAUCUCUCAAACUCGACAUCAAGAGUCUCGAGGGCUUCUCUACUUCCCUGCAUCCUUACGAUGUCAAAGCCCCAAUUCCAGAUGACCUUGCCGACGCCGAGAUCCUCGUUACUUGGACAAACAGCGCCGAGAACCUAUCCGACGCAGCACGUCGCUUGAAGAACCUGCGCUGGAUCCAGUCCCUCGCUGCGGGUCCUAACGAUGUUCUAGCUGCUGGAUUUCCCUCAAACGUCCUCGUGACGACGGGCUCUGGCCUGCACGAUCGCACCGUCGCUGAACAUACCCUGGGUCUACUCCUCACGGCCGCCCGCCGCUUCGACCAAAUGCGCGAAUACCAACUACGACGCGAGUGGCCGCAACACCUAGGCGGUCCGCAGCCCGACCGCCCAAAGGACCGCUUCACUACCCUGCGCGACGCAAACAUUCUCAUCUGGGGCUACGGCAACAUCGCCAAAACCCUGGCCCCGCACCUGACGGCAUGGGGCGCAACGGUACGCGGUAUAGCUAGGUCGGCGGGUGUCAGAGACGGCGUGGAGGUGUACGCGGAGGACAAGGUGCCGGAACUCCUACCGCAGACCGACGCGCUGGUGAUGAUUCUGCCCGGCUCGGAUAGCACGCGGGACGUGCUGAACAAGGAGCGGUUGGCGCUACUGCCGGCGCACGCGUGGGUGGUUAAUGUCGGCCGGGGCACGAGUAUAGACGAAGACGCGCUGGCGGACGCGCUGGAGCAGGGCAAGAUUGGCGGCGCGGCGCUAGACGUGUUCAAGACGGAGCCGUUGCCUAAGGAGUCGAGGCUGUGGGGCGCGCCGAAUUUGCUGGUUAGCCCGCAUGCGGCGGGUGGGAGGCCGCAGGACGCGGAGCAGCUUAUUGCGUAUAACCUUCGGAGGUUUUUGGCGGGGCAGGAGUUGAGGAAUUUGGUGUAGCAAUUACGGAGUAAACUGUGAGGGGGAGGGGGGGAAUAGGGGCUGGGCUGGGCAUGGAGAGAGAGACUCCCUUGGCUUGCAGGCUGUGCGAGGGGGAUGGGGGUAUUCCCCAACGAUAGAAAUGAAAAGAGCUAAUAAAUACUAUGGUGAUGUUAGUGUUUAAACUAGAAUCUAAGAUAAUGGCAAUCUUAUAAUAUG
Messenger RNA from Daldinia loculata, 1516 nucleotides. RefSeq lists its product as uncharacterized. NCBI's taxonomy places the organism in Eukaryota, Fungi, Ascomycota, Sordariomycetes, Xylariales, Hypoxylaceae. The record is from RefSeq and is a predicted model, not a curated record. Gene Ontology annotation, molecular function: NAD binding. The coding region runs from base 287 to 1318 and encodes 343 amino acids. The transcript has a single exon.